AAAGACCGAUACUUGGGCUCCCGUAUCUACGAGGAACCUAGCGUUCGUGUGAUGGUCACGUACGAAAAGUUGGGCUCCCGUAUCUACGAGGAACCUAGCGUUCGUAUGAUGGUCACGUACGAAAAACAGCUCCGUAUCUACGAGGAACCUAGCGUUCGUAUGAUGGUCACGUACGAAAAACAGACGGCCAACCUGAGGGGCGGGUCGGGCAUCCUGCAACUGCGAGUUCCUGGUCCAUGGCUACGAUGGAAUCAGCAGUAA
Messenger RNA from Echinostoma caproni, 261 nucleotides. Lineage: Eukaryota; Metazoa; Platyhelminthes; Trematoda; Plagiorchiida; Echinostomatidae. The record is from the annotation of a GenBank genome assembly.